This is a messenger RNA of Adineta steineri, 1038 nucleotides long. The record is from the annotation of a GenBank genome assembly. Lineage: Eukaryota; Metazoa; Rotifera; Eurotatoria; Adinetida; Adinetidae.
AUGGCUGCUUACUAUUUAUCCAAAGACAAACAAGUGGAAUUAUCAAAAAUAGCUCAAAGCAUUGCUACACCUGGCAAAGGCAUUUUAGCUGCUGAUGAACCUGCAGGUAUUAUCGAAUCCCGUUUUGCUCCAAUGAAUAUUGAAAACAAUGAGGAAAAUCGUCGUUAUUAUCGUCAGCUAUUAUUUCGAACGAAAGAAUCUCGACAACAUAUAAGUGGAAUUAUAUUGUGUCAUGAAACAUUUUAUCAUAAAACUGAUGAUGAUGAUACAUCAUUUCCACGUUUAUUGACUGCAGCUGGUAUUAUACCGGGCAUAACAGUUGAUAGAGGAUUAAUUGUAUUAGGUGGUACUGAUAACGAAACAAUAACUCAAGGUUUAGAUGGCCUUGAAGAACGUUGUCGAGAAUAUAAAAAAAACGGUGCACAAUUUGCUAAAUGGCGUGCCGCAUUAAAAAUUGAUAAAAAUUGUCCAUCACAAUUAGCAAUUAAUGAAAAUGCUUCGAAACUUGCACGAUAUGCUUCAAUUUGUCAACAAUGUGGUCUUGUACCUAUUGUUGAACCAGAAGUUUCAUUAGAUGGUGAUCAUGAUCUUGAAGAAUGUCAACGUGUAACUGAAAAUGUUUUAGCAACAGUUUAUAAAGCACUAAGUGAUCAUCAUGUUUAUCUUGAAGGUACACUUCUUAAACCAAAUAUAGUUACGCCUGGUAAAGAUUGUACUAAAACAUAUUCAGUUGAACAAAUAGCAGAAGCAACAGUAACUGCAUUCCGUCGUACUGUACCAACUGCUGUUCCUGGAAUUAUGUUUCUUUCGGGUGGACAUAAUGAAGAAAAUUCAACAGCUUAUUUAAAUGCUAUUAAUCGAGUUAAUUUAUAUAAACCGUGGACACUUUCAUUUAGUUAUGGACGAGCAUUACAAACAUCUGUUUUACGUGCUUGGAAAGGUGAUAAAAAUAAUAGUGAACAAGCUCGAAAUGAAUUUAUUCGUUUAGCUAGACAAAAUGGUUUGGCUUCAUUAGGAAGAUAUGAACUAUCAAAUUAA